Anolis carolinensis (green anole) is the source of this 2990-nucleotide messenger RNA. RefSeq names its product zinc finger protein 239. Gene Ontology annotation, molecular function: RNA polymerase II cis-regulatory region sequence-specific DNA binding; DNA-binding transcription factor activity, RNA polymerase II-specific. The transcript has 2 exons. NCBI's taxonomy places the organism in Eukaryota, Metazoa, Chordata, Lepidosauria, Squamata, Anolidae. Bases 514 to 2886 code for a protein of 790 amino acids. Gene Ontology annotation, biological process: regulation of DNA-templated transcription. Gene Ontology annotation, cellular component: nucleus. The record is from RefSeq and is a predicted model, not a curated record.
GGAAGGCGGAAUGAAAGGGAGCAGCUUCCCCUCCGCCUCACUCCUCUCCGUUUCUCUCUCUUUCUGGGGCUCCAGUUCCAUCUUCCUCACGCGAAGACCCGCUGGUCCUUGGGGCGCCAUCUUUGGCCCGGGCGGAAGUCCAGCGAGGGGAGGCGCCUCCGCUUCCUAGAGAGGCAGAAAAAGGCUUGCGCGGCGCGCUUCGGUCUGAGCUCACUUCCGGAGGAGGCGGAGGCGGGAGAGGGAAGGCCUUGAUGGCGGCGGGAGAGAGAGACGGAGACUGAGGUAAAAAUAGGGAAAUGAAGACCCUAUGAAGUCACCUCUGGCAUGAUAAGACAAUAUCAAUAUCUAGUGGAUAUUUAGGAAUUUUGAAACCAAAGAGCAGUACUGAAGGAAAUCCGAUAGGAAGAAGAAAUCCUCCCUAGGUGCUGAUCUGUGGAACUCACAUUUGAUCAGAAAGAAAAAGCUAAGACUCAAGUGUCCAUAUUGCCAUUAAUAAUAUACAUAACCGUCAAUAUGGAAAAGAAAUCCUAUACAUGUCUUGAAUGUGGAAUGAGCUUCAAUCACAGUGGAAAUCUACAUGCACAUCAAAGGACUCACACUGGGGAGAAACCCUAUACAUGUCUUGAGUGUGGAAUGAGCUUCACUCGGAGUGGAACUCUACUUUCACAUCAAAGGAGUCACAGGGGGGAGAAACCCUAUACAUGUCUUGAGUGUGGAGUGAGCUUCACUCACAGUGGAACUCUACUUUCACAUCAAAGGACUCACAGUGGGGAGAAACCCUAUAUAUGUCUUGAGUGUGGAAAGAGCUUCACUCAGAGUGGAAAUCUACAUUCACAUCAAAGGACUCACACUGGGGAGAAACCCUAUAAAUGCCUGGAAUGCGGACAGAGCUUCGCUGUGAGUGGAGGUCUACGCAGACAUCAGAGGACCCACACUGGGGAGAAACCCUAUAAAUGUCUAGAAUGUGGACAGACCUUCACUGAAAGUGGACACCUACGUUCACAUGAAAGGACUCACACUGGAGAGAAACCCUUUAAAUGCCUAGAGUGUGGAUUGAGCUUCACUCAUAGUUCAGAUCUACGUAGACAUCAAAGGACUCACACUGGGGAGAAACCUUAUACAUGCCUGGAGUGUGGACAGAAUUUCGCUCAGAAAGGAACUCUACAUUCACAUCAAAGGACUCACACUGGGGAGAAACCCUUCAAAUGCCUGGAGUGUGGAAAGAGCUUCACUGAGAAUGGAAAGCUACGUUCACAUCAAAGAACUCACACUGGAGAGAAGCCCUAUAAAUGCCUGGAAUGUGGACAGAGCUUCACUGUGAGUGGAAAUCUACGUUCGCAUCAAAGGAUUCAUACUGGGGAGAAACCCUAUACAUGUCUAGAGUGUGGACAGAGCUUCACUUAUAGUUCAAGUCUACAUAAUCAUCAAAAGAUUCACACUGGAGAGAAACCCUAUACAUGUCUUGAGUGGGGACAGAGCUUCCCUCAUAGUUUAAGUCUAAAUAGUCAUCAAAGGACUCAAACUGGGGAGAAACCCCAUGAAAGCAUGGAAUAUGUAAAGACCUUCACUGAGGCUGGAAGUCUACAUAGUUAUCAAAUUACUCACACUGGGGAGAAACCCUAUGAAAGCAUGGAGUAUGUAAAGACUUUCACUGAGGCUGGAAGUCUACAUAGUCAUCAAAGGACUCACACUGGGGAGAAACACUAUGAUUGUGUGGAGUGUGGAAAGAGCUUCACUCAGGCUGAAAGUCUACGUAGACAUCUAAGAGGUCACACUGGGGAAAAACCCUUUACAUGCCUGGAGUGUGGAAAGAGCUUUGCUCGGAGUGGAUACCUACGUUCACAUGAAAGGACUCAUACUGGGGAGAAACCCUAUACGUGCCUGGAAUGUGGACAGAGCUUCGUUGAGAGUGGAAGUCUACGUUCACAUGAAAGGACUCAUACUGGGGAGAAACCCUAUAAAUGCCUGGAGUGUGGACACAGCUUCACUCGGAAUGAAAAUCUACGUAGACAUCAAAGAACUCACACAGGGGAGAAACCCUAUAACUGCCUGGAAUGUGGACAGAGCUUCACUAACAGUGGAAGUCUACGUUCACAUGAAAUGACUCACACUGGGGUGAAACCCUUUAAAUGCCUGGAGUGUGGAAAGACCUUCACUAAUCAUGGAAAGCUACGUAGACAUCAAAUAAUUCAUACUGGAGAGAAACCCUAUGAAUGCCUGGAGUGUGGAAAGAGGUUCACUGAGGCUGGAAGUCUACGUAGACAUCAAAGGGCUCACACUGGGGAGAAACCUUAUACAUGCCUGGAGUGUGGACAGAGCUUUGCUCAGAUUAGAAACUUACGUGCACAUCAAAUUACUCACACAGGGGAGAAACCCUAUACAUGCCUGGAAUGUGGACAGAGCUUCACGGAGAGUGGAAGUCUACAUUCACAUGAAAGAAUUCACACUGGGGAGAAACCCUAUAAAUGCCUGGAGUGUGGACUGAGCUUCACUGAGAAUAAAAACCUACGUUCACAUGAAAGGACUCACACUGGAGAGAAACCCCAUAAAUGUCUGGAGUGUGGAAAGAGCUUCACUGAGGCUAAAGGUCUACGUAGACAUCAAAGGACUCACACUGGGGAGAAACCCUAUACAUGCCUGGAGUGUGGAAAGAGCUUUGCUCAGAGUGGACAUCUAAGUUCACACCGAAAAACUCACACUGGGGAGAAACCCUUUAAAUGCCUGGAAUGUGGACAGAGCUUCACUGAGAGUAGUAGUCUACGUAGACAUCAAAGGACUCAACACUGGGGAGAAACCCUAUACAUCCCUGGAAUGUGGACAGAGCUUUGCUCGGAGUGGAUACCUACGUUCACAUUAAAUGACUUACACUGGGGAGAAACCCUUUAAAUGCCUGCAAUGUGGACAAAACUUCACUGAGUGUGGAAGUCUAUGUCCCCAUGAAAGGACUCACACUGGGGAGAAACCCUUUAAAUGCCUGGAGUGUGGACAGA